Microcebus murinus (gray mouse lemur) is the source of this 2075-nucleotide messenger RNA. It is a transcript of the gene FOXD1, whose product is annotated as forkhead box D1. Gene Ontology annotation, biological process: regulation of transcription by RNA polymerase II; anatomical structure morphogenesis; cell differentiation. NCBI's taxonomy places the organism in Eukaryota, Metazoa, Chordata, Mammalia, Primates, Cheirogaleidae. The record is from RefSeq and is a predicted model, not a curated record. Gene Ontology annotation, molecular function: DNA-binding transcription factor activity, RNA polymerase II-specific; RNA polymerase II cis-regulatory region sequence-specific DNA binding.
CCCCAUGCGCCGCCCCGCCGCCGCGGUGCCACAGCUAUGACCCUGAGCACGGAGAUGUCCGAUGCCUCCGGCCUCGCGGAGGAGACAGACAUCGACGUGGUGGGGGAGGGCGAGGACGAGGACGACGAGGAAGAGGAGGACGACGACGAGGGUGGCGGUGGCGGGCCCCGGCUGGCUGUCCCCGCGCAGCGGCGCCGGCGGCGGCGGCGCUCGUACGCCGGGGAGGACGAGCUGGAGGACCUGGAGGAGGAGGAGGACGACGAUGAUCCUGUGGCCGGCAGCGUGCUCCCGGGCCCCGCCAGCCCGCGCGGGGCCGGCGCGGCGGCGGCGCGGCGCGGCGCGGGCGGCGGCGGCGCGGGCGGCGGCGCCAAGAACCCGCUGGUGAAGCCGCCCUACUCGUACAUCGCGCUCAUCACCAUGGCCAUCCUGCAGAGCCCCAAGAAGCGGCUGACGCUGAGCGAGAUCUGCGAGUUCAUCAGCGGCCGCUUCCCCUACUACCGGGAGAAGUUCCCCGCCUGGCAGAACAGCAUCCGCCACAACCUCUCGCUCAACGACUGCUUCGUCAAGAUCCCCCGCGAGCCGGGCAACCCGGGCAAGGGCAACUACUGGACGCUCGACCCCGAGUCCGCCGACAUGUUCGACAACGGCAGCUUCCUGCGCCGGAGGAAGCGCUUCAAGCGGCAGCCGCUGCUCCCGCCCAACGCGGCGGCCGCCGAGUCGCCGCUGCUGCGCGGCGCGGGGGGCGCGGGGGGCGCGGGCGACCCUGCGGCGGCCGCCGCGCUCUUCCCGCCCGCGCCGCCGCCCGCCUACGGCUACGGCCCCUACGGCUGCGGCUACGGCCUGCAGCUGCCGCCCUACGCGCCGCCCUCGGCGCUCUUCGCCGCCGCCGCCGCCGCCUUCCACCCGCACUCGCCGCCGCCCCCGCCGCACGGCGCGGCCGCAGAGCUGGCCCGGACCGCCUUCGGCUACCGGCCGCACCCGCUCGGCGCCGCCUCGGCCCUGCAGGCCUCGGCGGCCAAGGCGGCCGGCCCCGGCGCUCCGGCGCUGGCGCGCUCGCCCUUCUCCAUCGAGAGCAUCAUCGGAGGCACCUGGCCGCCGCCGCCGCCCGCCGCAGCCGCCGCCGCCGCGCAGGCCUCGCCCUCCCUCGCCGGUGGCCGCGCGCCCGCGCCCGGCGGCGGAGGCUGCGCGCAGGCGGCCGUGGGCCCCGCGGCCGCUACCCGCUCCCUCGUGGCCGCCGCGGCCGCCGCCGCCUCCUCCGUGUCCUCGUCGGCCGCCCUGGGGACUCUGCACCAAGGGACUGCCCUGUCCAGUGUCGAGAACUUUACUGCUAGGAUUUCAAAUUGUUAAUAACGCUAUGUUAGCGCGCUUGAGAAGGAGAAGGUAGGCACCCGGCUCCUUUUUGCAUCUCGGUGGUUGGGUGUUUUGUUCGCCCCUCUCGGCGCGGCCCCUCCCGACCUCGCGCGCCCGUAUUCGCCGCUUCGGAGUCUCGGACCAAACUGCGUUGGCCACAGCCGGGCGCGCUUUUCGGCUCUGCGGGUCCCUCUAUUUAUGCAAAGCCGUCCUAUGCUGCAGCCCCGGACCUGGGGUAGGGAGGAAGGGGGUGCUGGUGGGGGUCCGCCCUGUCUAGGCGCUAGGGACUUCCUUGACUUCGGCAAACUAAAAACAACAACAAACAACUAAGCCUUUCUGAGGUGUAGAGAUUCUCAGGUCAGGUCCAGGCGUUAAAACAUAAAUGCUGUUCAAAAGAAGAAUAAUGCAGAAAUAGCAAAGUUCUCAAAGAAUGCCAGCGAAGCAAUACUUUUUUUUUUUUUUUUUAUCUGAGGACACUUGUCUGGUGUACUUUUUCAUGAAAAGGAAAGAAUGAUUAACAUGUUUACACAAGAAAAGUCAAAAUUAUCAUUUCUUAUUUUAACCUGUGUUUUGUAUCAUAAUAGACGUGCGGAAUUUUUAUUUUGUACUUACUGCGUAUUCUUUGCAAGGAGAAUUGUAAAUUUUACUGGCAAUUAUUGUUGUACUAUUCUAAUGUAAGGUUUUUACACUUUUUCAGAAAUAAAAUACUUAAUUUUCAAAGAAAA